Molecule: messenger RNA, 1915 nt
Organism: Mugil cephalus (flathead mullet)
Lineage: Eukaryota; Metazoa; Chordata; Actinopteri; Mugiliformes; Mugilidae
Gene: ilk
Product: integrin-linked kinase
Exons: 13
Coding region: 210-1568 (452 amino acids)
Biological process (GO): substrate adhesion-dependent cell spreading; protein phosphorylation; cell-matrix adhesion
Cellular component (GO): stress fiber; focal adhesion
Molecular function (GO): protein kinase activity; protein binding; ATP binding
Source: RefSeq, a predicted model, not a curated record
ACUUCUUCUCACCAGUAGCCCUCAUCAGCUCGGAGGAGCGGGGCGUGGACUCGCAGCGACCAUUCCCUUCUCUGACAUUUGAGGAGACGGUCGGGGGAGGAAGGAAAAAAAAAAAAAGAAAAAGAAGAAGAAGAAGGAAACUGACAAGAAAUCGAUCGGAUAGGAGCUGGAAACUGAAAGAGCAAACGGUCAACCUCUACAGGACACACAUGGAUGACAUCUUCACGCAGUGCCGAGAGGGGAACUCUGUGGCGGUUCGACUCUGGCUGGACAACACAGAGAAUGACCUCAACUUGGGUGACGACCAUGGCUUCAGCCCCCUCCACUGGGCAUGCAGGGAAGGGAGGAGCGGCGUCGUCGACAUGCUCAUCAUGAGAGGUGCUCGCAUCAACGUGAUGAACCGCGGAGACGACACGCCUUUGCACCUGGCCUCCAGCCACGGACACAGAGACAUCGUGGCUAAGCUGAUUCAGUGCAAAGCAGACCCCAAUACAGUCAACGAGCACGGAAACACCCCCCUCCACUAUGCCUGCUUCUGGGGCCAAGAUGAAGUCGCAGAGGACUUGGUGGCCAGCGGUGCCCAGGUGUGCGUAUGUAACCGAUAUGGACAGACGCCUCUGGAUAAGGCCAAGCCUCACCUAAGACAGCUGCUGCAUGAAAAGGCAGAGAAAAUGGGUCAGAGUAUGACCAAAGUCCCAUACAAGGAAACUUUCUGGAAGGGCACCAUGCGGACGCGACCCCGUAAUGGCACCCUCAACAAGCAGGCUGGCAUUGAUUUUAAGCAGCUUUCGCUCCUGGCAAAGAUCAAUGAGAACCAGUCCGGAGAGUUAUGGCAGGGUCGGUGGCAAGGGGACGAGAUUGUAGUGAAGGUGUUGCAGAUUAGAGACUGGACCACCAGGAAGAGCAGAGACUUCAACGAGGAGCAUCCGAAGCUCAGGAUCUUUUCUCAUCCAAAUAUUCUGCCUGUUCUUGGGGCCUGUCAGUCACCUCCAUCCCCUCACCCUAUCAUCAUUACCCACUACAUGCCGUACGGAUCCCUCUACAACAUACUACACCAGGGCACUACUCUGGUGGUCGACCAGAGUCAAGCGGUGAAGUUUGCACUGGACAUUGCCAGUGGUAUGGCUUUCCUCCACACCUUAGAGCCAAUGGUUUCCCGGCUUUAUCUCAACAGUAAGCACAUCAUGAUUGAUGAGGACAUGACAGCCAGAAUAAGCAUGGCAGAUGCCAAGUUCUCCUUCCAGUGUCCUGGCCGUAUGUAUGCCCCAGCAUGGAUGGCCCCUGAAGCUCUGCAGAAGAGGCCCGAAGACAUCAACAGAAGAUCUGCUGAUAUGUGGAGCUUUUCAGUGUUACUGUGGGAGCUGGUUACCCGAGAAGUCCCCUUUGCUGAUCUGUCACACAUGGAGAUAGGCAUGAAGGUGGCUCUCGAGGGUCUUCGGCCAACCAUUCCACCAGGGAUUUCCCCUCAUAUCUGUAAGCUGAUGCGACUCUGCAUGAACGAAGACCCGGCCAAGAGACCCAAAUUUGACAUGAUCGUCCCAAUCUUGGAGAAGAUGCAAGACAAGUGAAUGCCUCUGCAGCAAUUUCUCUACUACAUUUUAUCGUCAAACCACUCUUUACCUUCACCUCUGCCAUAUAUUUGCUAUGCCACUGUAAAUAAUGCCAGAAACCACUUUUCUAGCUACACACAGUUCAAAUACUAUUAUAUUGCUUCUCUUGUAUAAGUUAAAUUUGAGGUUUAAAUGUUCUUUCGCCUUUGUCGCUCUUUUAUUAUGGCUGAUCACUGAAAUGUUGCUAAACUUUUUAAUCCAGUGUGGAUUAUAUGCAGUGAUGAGUCUGAUCCAAAGAAAUGUGUAUAGAAUCGAUGCUUUUAUACACGUCAGCAUUUGCCAAUGCAAUAAACGUUUUAUAUUUA